This is a messenger RNA of Prorocentrum cordatum, 1383 nucleotides long. Lineage: Eukaryota; Dinophyceae; Prorocentrales; Prorocentraceae. The record is from the annotation of a GenBank genome assembly.
CUCUCGCCGCCCCCGCGCGGCUCCCGCCGCGGCGGCGGCCCCGCCCCUGCUCCUGUUCUACCACUCGGGCGGCCUCAUCUACGGGAGCCCGGAGGCGGAGUCGCGCUGGUGCGCCGCCUUCGCAGCCCAGCUGGGGGUGGUCGUCGCCAGCGUGGACUACCGCCUGGCUCCGGAGAGCGCCUUCCCAGCGGCGUUCGAGGACGCCGUGGUGGCGGCCACGGCCCUCCUCCAGGGCGAGGCGCCCCUCGGAGCGGACUGCCCCUUCGACCCGGCGCGGGUGGUGGCCUUCGGGUACUCCGCUGGCGGUCUGCUGGCGUCGCUGGUGGCGCUGGCGCUGGGGGGCACGAGCACGCCGACCGUGGGCCACGUCGUGCACGCGCCCUGGAUGGCGCCCUUCCCGACCGCCAGCCUGAGCGAGUUCUUCGACACCGGCGUCGGCUGGGCGGGCCGCGACGACGCGUGGGCGUGGCAGCGGUAUCUGAGAUGCCUCCGAGCUGCUGGGGGCAGCUUGGGCCACGUGCCAGGGCCACCAGUGGCAACACCCGAUCUUCGCCUCCGAGGAGCGCCUGGCGCAGACCUCGCCGUGCUUCGUGUCGCUCUGCGCGUACGACGUGUGCGCCAGCGGCGCCGAGCUGUACGCGCGGCGGCUGCAGAGCGCCGGCAAGCUGGCCGGGAAGGAGGUGCUGCCGUGCCCGCACGUGACCCUCGCCUACGGGCCCGAGGUGGUGCGGCGCACGGUGCGGCUCGUGGGCGCGCUGCUCUCGUCGGCCCCGCCCGCCGCCGGCUGAGGCUCGCGCCCUCGCCCGGGGCCUUCUCGCGCGGGGGCGGCUCGCCCCCGCGAGGUUCUGCACGAACGAGUUGGGCACGGAAGGCAAUGGGUACCAUGCCCAACAGCGGAUCAUGUUCAUUCUGGACAGGCCCGCGAGGUUCUGCACGAACGAGUUGGGCACGGAAGGCAGUGGGUACUAUGCCCAACAGCGGAUCAUGUUCAUUCUGGACAGGCCCGCGAGGUGUGCCGAGCCGCACGCACGGAGGCGGCCGCUGGCCGGGGUUGGCCUCUGGUGCGCGGGCCCCGUCGGAGGAGCAGGAGGUGCGGAUGCCGCCGCUCGUCGCGGAGAGCUCUCGUCGCCACGGCGGGGCUCUCUGCGAGAGCCCGGCCAGGGCGCGCUCCAGGCGAGAGAUCCGCGGAGCGGCGGCCGCGCACCGGAGGCCCCCCUCCUCGCCGCAGAGGGCCACUCGCGCGCGGAGGCACGGCGCGCGCCGCCGCGCGCGCCGGCGCGGCCGCCUUCGGCGGGACCGCCGCGGCGCGCUGCCGCGCAGGGCGUGCCCCUCCGGAGGAGGGGGGCGCUUCUCCGCUCGCCGCUGCCGCCUCGCGCCGCGCCC